CGUCGAUUUCAGCCUAUUGACUGGAGUAACCAGUAGUGUUUCUUCAGUCGAUUCACUCCUUGACGUUUAACGGUCUUGUCUACUCUGCUGUUUGAAUAAACCCGAGACGCAUAUUUUCUAGAUUGAUUAAAAACACAUUGCUUGAAAUCAAAUCUGAGUAUUUUUGUCGAAGCAAGCCUGAUUCUACAUUUCCUUUUAUCUAAUUAAUUCAAACUGUAGGUUAUUUAGUAUUAAUUUUAAGACAACAUGAAGACGAAAUUCAUCAACGGGGUGUCUUCCUCCCCUUCUAUGUCGUUGGGUUUGUUGAUCACUGAAAACGCACUUGAGGUGCAGCCAGAUACUGAGGAUGAAUGCAAGGACAUCAUCCGGCCGGAUGAGCCCGACCUGGACACGAAGCGCAAGGCAUAUUUAUGGUGCAAAGAAUUUCUCCACGGUGCGUGGAAAACGGUGACAGAAGAGGAUUUUCAAAUCAGCUUAAUAAGAGGUGGCCUCAGCAACAAGCUCUUCCUCUGCGCCCUGCCCGACACCCAAACCAGUGUAGUUGAUGAACCCCGUAACGUCCUCCUGCGCCUGUAUGGAGCUAUUCUACAGAUGUCCUGUAAUAAGGGGGAGCCCAGACAGUCAAACAAAGAAAAUCUCUUUCAAGGUGCUGAGGCCAUGGUGCUGGAGAGUGUGAUGUUUGCCAUUCUGGCAGAGCGGGAGCUUGGGCCCAAACUCUAUGGCAUCUUCCCCCAGGGCAGACUGGAGCAGUUUGUCCCUAGUCGCAAAUUGGACACAGAUGAGCUGAGCAUGCCAAGCAUAUCUGCUGAAAUAGCUGAGAAGAUGGCCAAGUUCCAUGGUAUGAGAAUGCCUUUCAACAAGGAGCCCAAAUGGCUGUUUGGAACUAUCGACAAGUACCUGAACCAGGUGAUGAGACUAACCUUCACCAGGGAGUCACACAUUCGCAAGUUUGCCCGUCUGAGGAGCUAUAAUCUGCCCCAGGAGAUGGAGAGUCUCAAAUCUUUGCUGGACUCCACUCACUCCCCUGUUGUUUUCUGCCACAAUGACUGUCAAGAGGGAAAUGUCCUGCUCCUCAGUGGUCGUGAGGGCUCUGACGGACAGAAGCUCAUGCUGAUUGACUUUGAAUACAGCAGUUAUAACUACAGGGGAUUCGACAUAGGAAACCACUUCUGUGAAUGGAUGUAUGACUACACAAAUGACAAGUUCCCAUUUUUCCAUGUCAACUCAAAGAAUUAUCCCACUAAAGCCCAACAGCUGCAUUUCAUUGGAAGCUACCUGUCAGAGACUGACCAGGGAUUUCAGAAUCUGAGCACUGAAGAUCAGAUUAAACUCAAAGAGGAGCUGUUUGUGGAAGUCAACAGGUUUGCUCUGGCUUCGCACUUCUUCUGGGGUCUGUGGUCGAUGAUUCAGGCGAGAAUCUCCACCAUUGAGUUUGGGUACAUGGAGUAUGCCAUGGCCAGGUUUGAUGCAUACUUUGAGCAGAAGCGGAGCCUGGGUGUCUAAGUGAGGGACCACGUAUAGUAACAAGGAGGUGGAAGAUACAUGGAUUAAUAGCGCUUUACCUGAAAUGAAUGCAGACAGGGUGUAGGACCAUGCUUAAUGGUGAUCCCCUGCUUUGGGAAUGAAAUGCUCACUACAGUUGUUAUUGCAUGGACCAAAGUGAAACCAUGAAUAUCUGGUUUGGUGUUAAAUUAUGCCCCAUGCAUUGCUGCUCAGUAUUUACACAAUAAUAAGCUCCUAAUAUUACACAUACUCACAGGGCACAGUUGGUUCUUGGCUUGUCUUUUCAACAAAAUAUCAGAAAGAUUAAGACGGGAUAAAAAUCUUCAUUCUGAAAGGAGGUCUGAGUUACAUCUCUGGGAAGUCUAUUACUGUUUGGAAAUGUACUGGGAUAGUGGAAAAGAAAGGAAGUCUAUUACUGUUUGGAAAUGUACUGGGAUAGUGGAAAAGAAAGGAAGUCUCAAUGACCCUUGCUAAUUGAAAAGCCAGUAAUCUGUGACCUAACUGUGAUAAGCCAAAUGGCCAUGUCGACUCAGUGUCUCAACUUCAAUUGAUUAUGUUUGGUUCUUUGCAUCCAUGCUCAGUUUUCCUCCAUUCUUUAUCAACUGAAAUUCCUCUAAAAUGACUUGUAUAUGGAAAUAUCUAGAACCGCCAAUGAGAUGGGAGCAUCUCUGGCCAACAGCAUUUUUUUCCACCUGCAGUACUGUGAAUAUAAUGUGCAAAAUGUGACCUGAAAUACACUAGUGAAGGUAACCUCACAACUCUACUCUGUA
Molecule: messenger RNA, 2273 nt
Organism: Oncorhynchus gorbuscha (pink salmon)
Lineage: Eukaryota; Metazoa; Chordata; Actinopteri; Salmoniformes; Salmonidae
Product: choline kinase alpha-like
Exons: 12
Coding region: 247-1503 (418 amino acids)
Biological process (GO): phosphatidylethanolamine biosynthetic process; CDP-choline pathway
Cellular component (GO): cytoplasm
Molecular function (GO): choline kinase activity; ethanolamine kinase activity
Source: RefSeq, a predicted model, not a curated record